Molecule: messenger RNA, 3651 nt
Organism: Brenthis ino (lesser marbled fritillary)
Lineage: Eukaryota; Metazoa; Arthropoda; Insecta; Lepidoptera; Nymphalidae
Source: the annotation of a GenBank genome assembly
AUGGAGGAACAAGAACUAAACAUUGAUUAUAAUAACAUUCUUGAGACUUUAAUAAAUACAUUUGGAAACGUAUUAAGUAAAGAUGUGUACAUCACAAUCAUUGAGAGCUGUGGAGGAGAUCUUCAACAAUCUGCAAAUGCUGUUAUGAGUAUUACUAUGGAUGGAAAUUAUGAUUCGGAAAAUAAUGAAGAAAGUACAGAGAGUAGAGCUUCAAAUGAUAAAAGUUCUCUUAUUGGUAAUCAAGCUACCUCAACUAUACAAAGUAUGCAGCCUGUAUCAAAUGUUUCCAGUACUUCUCACACAGCACCUUUCAAUACUGUAACUGUGAGUUCUUAUGCUGCAGCUUCCCAAAGCACUAGACCGCCCUUACAGCAAAUGCCUAAACCAACAAUGUCGGCAUCGAAUAUACCUCAAAAUUUUUGGACCAAUCAACUCAGGCAAAUUUUAGCGCAACAUGAAAAUGGUGCGCGCAUAUUAAUUAUCAUGAGAGGAGUACCCGGUAGUGGUAAGUCGUUCUUAGCCAAGAAAAUUAUAGAUGCCAUGUAUGGCAUAGAAUCGCAACACAAUUAUUACGUACAUAUUUUAAGUACUGAUCAUUUUUUUAUGCAAAGAGGUGUUUACGUAUUUAAUAAACAUAGACUUGGGGAUGCCCAUGCUUGGAAUCAAAAUAGAGCACGGAAGGCUAUGUCAGAAGGCACUAGCCCUAUAAUAAUUGAUAAUACUAAUAUUGAGUGUUUUGAAAUGGAAUCCUAUGUUGUCGAAGGGGUUAAAAAUGGAUAUAUUGUGGAAGUUGUAGAACCAAAUACACCAUGGGCAAGAAAGGCGAACCAACUUGUAAGGAGAAAUACCCACAAUGUUCCAAUACAUAAAAUUCGAAGAAUGUUAGAUAACUAUGAAAACGGUAUAACAGGUCCUGUUUUGAUGAAAAGAUUUAAUUGUUAUUAUGCACAUAGAAUGCAACCUCCUGUGUUAAGGAAUAAUCCGCCUAUUAUACAAAGAUCGCCUUUACUUUUAAAUCCAGUGCAAAGCGAAACAAGAAGUGCAAAUUUUGAAGAUAAUGCAGCAAAACAAAUACAAAAAAGAGAACUAUCUCAGGAAAUGGCGCAAUCUUCAACAUCUAAAACUCAUCUUAGUGAAAGCAUAUCUACAAUCAAUGUUGAAAAAGAAAGCGCAGUUGUAUGUGAGAAUAAAGAAUAUACAAACAGUGACGUAGAAAGGCAACAAAAUAGUGACACCAAUGAAACUGACCAAACAAGUGAAACUCAUGAUACAAAUCAAAUUGAUGAUACAAAUGAGGCAGAUGAAAGAGUUCAAGUAAAUGAAAAUUAUAAGUUUACUGAAAUCCAACGGACCUUGGAGGAAAUGGAAAGACUCGAAAAAGAAUGGGAAGCCAGUGAGGAUUGGGAGAAUAACUUGAAAAACAGCCCUAAAAAUGAUGAACAACCCAUAGAUUCAAAGCCUCAAAGAAAGAAUAAAAGGCCGCGUACUACGACCGCUGAAAAAUUAUUUCCUACUGCUGAGGAAUGUCGAGAUUGGAGUAAGAUAUCUAUGUUUUUACCAUCAUGGGAAGAAGGUAAUUCUUCUUCAGUAACCCAACAGGCUUCCCCAGUUAUAGAAAUAAACUCACGUGGAACUAUUGUUGAAGCAGGCGAUACUGAUGUUUCGAAUUUAAAACAUUCUUCUAAAAUAAUUACCGCUGUACCACGAGAUAUCAAUGAAUUUUACACGGCUUCAACCAAUAGUAAAAUUCCUGAAAAAUGGAUGCUUGAUAAAAGCACUUCUACUAAUAAUAAUGACCUUUUGACGGACAACCAUAGGUGUCAACAUGAAGAACAACAUUUUGAAUCGUUUAGAAAACUUUUUAAGUUUGUAGCGAGGGCAGAUCUACGAGAUAUUUUUGACAAUUGUUGCGGGGAUGUUAAUUGGGCAGUAGAUAUAGUUCUAGAUGGGGUGCAAAAUAAAAGACUUGGUACAGUUGAUGAAGGUGAUGAUAUUUCUGAUACAGAUGAGACACAUAAUGUUGAUCUUUGUCAAUGUUUAUCAGCUUAUGGUAUUUUACCGGGUAACAACGAGCCAAUAUCCAUAAACCGGCAAACAGAUUCUGAGAAUUCAGAUAAAACACCUUCACCUUCAUUACAAAUGAGAAAAAUUAAAAAAGAUGCUGUUGUAUCAGAAGCUUCAAUGGAAUUGAAGCGGCAGAUAGAGCAGAAUGUCGUUAUACCUGAUAGCCACUACUCACAACAUUGCUUAAAGAUACGUAAAAUUCGUCGUUGUGAAGACGAUAGUCAAGAAAACGUGAACAUCGAAAAGACUACCCUCGAAAAUUCGAACCAACCACCUGUCGAAAGUAAUAUAAUACAAAUACCAAGUGCGUCAGGAAAUCGAGAAUUGGUAGUUGAUACUAAUAACUCCGUCGUGCCUAGUACAUCUAAAGCAGAUAAUACAGAAAUUAGUGACGACGAGUCCUACGUUGGUUUAGAGGAUGUGGAGAAAACAGUAAAUAUUAAUCUGGGAAAGGAAUUUAUUGCUCAGCUUGAUCAAUUGUUUGGUCGUAAUAUGGAAUAUCCAGCAAAUGUUAAUGCUAGAAUAAACAUGCCUAUGUCAUUAUUAAACGAAAUAAAUGCUUUAUGGAUGGAGUCUCUAAUGCAUCAGUUAGAAGAGGACGCAAAACAGUCCGAACUAAUGAUUCAACAAGAUGAAGAGUUUGCAAGGCAAUUAGCAAUGAAAGAAGCUGAACUCAGUCAAGCAGGUAAAGAACCGGAAGUGCCUGAUUUUAAAGAAAUAAUGGAUAUGGACUUUGCUCUUUCAUUGUAUCACAAAGAUGUUGCUGAAUUGCGUAAGAGCAAACCUCAGGACUUAGCUGCAAAACUUUCGCGAGACAAAUUAAAUAAUCUGUUUCCAGAUAUACCCCCCGACAUAUUGUCUGAAUUGCUUCAAGCUCACGAAGAAAACUUCCUAGCCACUGUUGAGGUAUUAUUGAUGUCCACUGGAAAAACCGACGUUCUUGAUGAUAAAGAUGGAGUUAGUAAAUUUGUUAUGAAAAAGGAAUUUGAGAGGCAACAAGAGAAGCUAGCUCUAGAAGAGAAAAAGACAUUGUCAGAGGUCGAAUGGCCAUUGCUACCGAAAGGGGAAAAAGUGGAGAUGUCGCAUGUGAAACAGUUUAGAGAUGAAGCGGAUGCGCAUUUGCAAACUAGGAAUGUACAUUAUCAAAAGGCCCAAGAAUAUAUAAGGCGUGGUAUGACCCAAGUAGCAACAUACUAUUGUGAAGUUGCCGCGUACCAUAAGAGAAAAUACGAGCAAGCUAACAGUUUGGCUGCGGCUUCCCUUAUACAAGUACACGCAGCAAAUAGUUCUGACAAUGCUACAAUAGACCUCCACUAUCUAAGAGUUGCAGAAGCCAGGGAAACCCUGGAUUUGUUCCUGGAUUCCCAUAUCCAGAAGCUUAGGGAGGCCCAGGACAGUAAUAUUAGAGUACAACAUCACACGUUGUUCCUUAUAACUGGACGGGGAUUGCACAGUAAUGGCCGACCCAGGGUCAAGCCGGCGGUCAAGCGAAGGCUGCGUGAGCGGGGUUUGCUCUUUUGCGAGCGAAACCCCGGCUUGUUACAAGCCCGGGUCUCAGCUGAUGACAGACUUUCGUAUCAGAUUGCU